Molecule: messenger RNA, 1410 nt
Organism: Rhodotorula graminis WP1
Lineage: Eukaryota; Fungi; Basidiomycota; Microbotryomycetes; Sporidiobolales; Sporidiobolaceae
Exons: 8
Coding region: 1-1410 (469 amino acids)
Biological process (GO): mRNA export from nucleus; mRNA splicing, via spliceosome
Molecular function (GO): ATP binding; RNA helicase activity; RNA binding
Source: RefSeq, a predicted model, not a curated record
AUGGCGGGCGAGUCGUUGCGGUGCUUGCGCUUCUUCUUCUUGCGCUCGGGCUUGUCGUCGCGACUGGCGCUCUGGGCGUCUGGUGCGGUGGUCGAAUCCGAGUGCUCGUCGAGGCGCGCGUCCCAGAGCGAACGCUUGGUGGAGGAGGACGCGGGCGGGUCGGGGGCCGACUACGAGGAGGACGUCCUCGAGCCCACCCCGGCCGCUGCCCCGGCCGCCGCUGCCGAUGGCGAGGCUGCCCCGGCCCAGGUCGACUCCAAGGACCAGAAGGGCUCGUACGUCGGCGUCCACUCGACCGGCUUCCGCGACUUCCUCCUCAAGCCCGAGCUUCUUCGCGCCAUCUCGGACCUUGGCUUCGAGCACCCGUCCGAGGUCCAGCAGGAGUGCAUCCCGCAGGCCAUCCUCGGCAUGGACGUCCUCUGCCAGGCAAAGUCGGGCAUGGGCAAGACGGCCGUCUUUGUCACGGCAACGCUGCAGCAGAUCGAGCCCGUCGACGGCGAGGUGUCGGUCAUCGUCCUGUGCCACACGCGCGAGCUCGCGUACCAGAUCAAGAACGAGUACGCGCGCUUCUCCAAGUACAUGCCCGACGUGCGCACCGGCGUCUUCUACGGCGGCACGAGCGUCAAGGUCGACCAGGACCUCCUCAAGUCCAAGGACAAGUGCCCGCACAUCGUCGUCGGCACCCCCGGUCGCCUCAACGCUCUCGUGCGCGACAAGAGCCUCAAGGCCGGCAGCGUCCGCCACUUCGUCCUCGACGAGUGCGACAAGAUGCUCGACUCUGUCGACAUGCGCCGCGACGUCCAGGAGAUCUUCAAGGCGACGCCGCACCACAAGCAGGUCAUGAUGUUCUCGGCGACGCUCGCCAAGGAGAUCCGCGUCACGUGCAAGAAGUUCAUGCAGAGCCCUCUCGAGAUCUACGUCGACGACGAGAAGAAGCUCACGCUGCACGGCCUGCAACAACACUUUGUGCGCCUCGACGAGGCGGCCAAGAACCGCAAGCUCAACGACCUCCUCGACUCGCUCGAGUUCAACCAGGUCUGCAUCUUCGUCAAGUCGGUCUCGCGCGCGACCGAGCUCGACCGCCUCCUGCGGGAGUGCAACUUCCCGUCGAUCGCGAUCCACUCUGGCCUGCAGCAGGACGAGCGCAUCAAGCGGUACCAGCAGUUCAAGGCGUUCGAGAAGCGCGUCCUCCGCGUCAACAUCGUCGUCAACUACGACACGCCCGGCGACGCCGACUCGUACCUGCACCGCGUCGGUCGUGCCGGUCGCUUCGGUACCAAGGGUCUCGCCAUCACGUUCGUCGCCAACGACGAGAACGAGGAGGUGCUCAAGAGCAUCCAGAGCCGGUUCGAGGUCGCCAUCACCGAGUUGCCCGAGACGAUCGAGCCGUCGACCUACAUGAACGCCUAA